Molecule: messenger RNA, 1593 nt
Organism: Osmerus eperlanus (European smelt)
Lineage: Eukaryota; Metazoa; Chordata; Actinopteri; Osmeriformes; Osmeridae
Product: chitotriosidase-1-like
Exons: 12
Coding region: 1-1593 (530 amino acids)
Biological process (GO): carbohydrate metabolic process
Cellular component (GO): extracellular region
Molecular function (GO): hydrolase activity, hydrolyzing O-glycosyl compounds; chitin binding
Source: RefSeq, a predicted model, not a curated record
AUGGUCCUCCAGGGUACAGUUACCAUGGUCCCCCCAGGGUUCAGUCACCAUGGAGCCCCCCAGGGUUCAGUCAUCAUGGAGCCCCCUAGUGUUCAGUCACCAUGGUCCCCCCAGGGUUCAGUCGCCAUGGUGGCUCCCAGGGUUCAGUCACCAUGGAGCCCCCUAGGAUCAGUCACUAUGGUGUCCCCCAAGACCUUCCGGUUAGGGGACUGUAAAAGGAAGGGUUACCCAUACUUUUUCAUUCAUGCUUUUUCUUUCUCCUUAGUGACAGCCACCAAACUGGUGUGUUACUUCACUAACUGGUCCCAGUACCGAUCUGGAGAAGGUAAAUACCUGCCUGAGAACAUGGACCCUCACCUGUGCACUCACCUGGUCUUUGCCUUCGCUGUCAUUAAUUAUGCUAACGAGCUUGAAAUCUCAGAGUGGAAUGACCCAACACUCUACCGGUCCUUCAACAGCCUCAAGACGCGAAACCCCAUGCUGAGGACUUUGCUGUCUGUCAGAAAGCACAGUGCUGGAGAUGCCCAGUUCUCCAUCAUGGUUUCCAAUGCUGCCAAACGCCAGACGUUUAUCCAGUCGUCCAUCAGCUUCCUGAGGAAGUAUGGCUUUGAUGGUCUGGACCUGGACUGGGAGUACCCUGGAUCGCACGGAAGCCCUCCCGAGGACAAGCAGAGAUUCACUGAGCUCUGUAAGGAACUUUUCGUGGCUUACGAAGCGGAAAACAAUGCCAGUGGAAAAACACAACUAAUUAUCUCAGCAACGGUAGCAGCUGAGAAAGAAUACAUUGAUAUAGGAUAUGAAAUCACUGAGGUGUCCAAAUACCUUGACUUCAUUAAUGUUAAGACAUUUGACCUUCAAAGCAAUCAAGCUAAUGUCACCCACCAUCACAGUCCUCUCAAUCAGGGGCAUCUCAACAUUGACCAAGCCAGCACAGACUCUGCUAUGCAAAACUGGCAGUCCAGAGGGGCCCCAGUGGGAAAGUUGCUGCUUGGCUUCUCUACCUACGGCCGCUCCUACACGCUCUCAUCAGGGCAGACGGGGGUGGGGGCCGUAGCCAGCGGUCUAGCCAGCCCGGGGCCCUACACUCAGGAGAUAGGAUGCUGGUCCUACUAUGAGAUCUGCUCAUUCCUCAAAGGGACCUCUGUUCAGUGGAUAGAUGAGCAGAGUGUUCCAUAUGCUAUCAAAGGGAACGAAUGGGUGGGCUACGACAACAUGCAGAGCUACAGUGCCAAGGUCAGCUAUCUGAAGGAUAAACAAUUUGGAGGUGCCUUUGUGUGGACUCUGGACAUGGAUGACUUUUCUGGAAUGUUCUGUAAUCAGGGCAGAUACCCACUGAUUACACAUCUGAAGACUAUCUUGAAUAUUGGUAAGUACCCAACCAACUUCAGACACUCUGGCCUAUACCAGAACCAUGACCUCAACCAAAGAGAGUCUUCCAGUGUCCUGAAAGAGACUAGCUGGUCGCUGAGCUCAUUUCUCGUGGUGGAGGAUGCUGCUGGAGGAGUCACCUUCCCUUCAAAAUGUACCCUGCAGUCAUCAGCAGUGAGAAUGAAGGGGAGGAGGGAGAAGUCGGAGAAGAGAUGCAGGAGUUGA